Peromyscus californicus insignis is the source of this 1373-nucleotide messenger RNA. It is a transcript of the gene Cfap300, whose product is annotated as cilia and flagella associated protein 300. The transcript is spliced from 8 exons. The record is from RefSeq and is a predicted model, not a curated record. Lineage: Eukaryota; Metazoa; Chordata; Mammalia; Rodentia; Cricetidae. The coding region runs from base 96 to 1022 and encodes 308 amino acids.
GCCCCCCGGCGGCGCCACGCCCCCUGAGUUUGGUGAGUCGCCUGCUGCUGUGUCUCUAUGGAAACGGCUACUGCUUUCCCGGUGCCACAAGCAGAAUGGCGGCUGGAGAGCCGGGUUAUCUAGGCGGCUUCUACUUCAGAUUCCUGCCUCAGAGAACCUUCUCGUCCCUGAGCACCCGGGAGAUCACCAGCCGGCUCCGCCAGUGGUCCAUGCUGGGCAGAAUCCAGGCGCAGGCGUUCAGCUUUGACCAGACGUUCCAGCCCUACCAGAAGGAUGAUUUUGUCAUGGUUGGUAUGGGGAGGUCUCUUCUGAUCUUGUUGGGAGCACUCCAUGACGCUUUUUUCAAAGACCCAAAUGUUAUUCCAAAUUUGCAGUUACUCUCAGAUUCUUCUGGACAGUGGACCACAUUAGGAACUGAAGUGAAAAAUAUUGAAGCUAUAAAUGUUCCAUGCACACAACUUUCAAUGUCAUUUUUCCAACGGUUAUACGAUGAAAAUAUUGUACGAGAAAGUGGGCACAUUGUCAAGUGCUUAGAUUCUUUCUGUGAUCCAUUUCUCGUUUCAGAUGAACUACGAAAAGUUUUGCUCAUGGAAGAUUCUGAAAAAUAUGAAGUCUUCAGCCCGCUGGAAAGGGAUGAGUUCCUGUUCCGUCUCUUUAAGCACCUCUGCCUUGGAGGGUCUCUUUGUCAGUAUGAAGAUAUGCUCAAGCCGUAUCUGGAGACGGCAAAGCUGAUCUAUAAGGACCUGGUGAGUGUUCGGAAACAUCCUCGAACCAAGGAAAUACAAAUUACCUCUUCUGUCUUUAAAGUGAAAGCCUACACAUCUUGCUGUGCAUUUCAGACUGGCCUCAAACUCAGUCCUUCUGCCUCAGCCCCCAAAGGACUGGGACUAAAGGACUCUGCUGGUGUGUGCUACCCUUCAGCUAAAGAGCAUGAGCAGACGUUCUCUUACUUCGUCGUGGAUCCCAUCAAGCGUCAUGUGAAUGUCUUAUACCACUGCUAUGGUGUGGGCGAAAUGGCUUAGGCUCCUCAGUCACUGGUCUCUGUGUAAGCACUAGUGGACGGAGGUGUGCUCUGGCAGAGCAGUUGAAAGCAACUGUCAAGAGCCUAUUUCCAGCUGAAACACUAAAGUGCCUCUCUCUCUACAUUUGCCCACACACUCCUGCAGGGAUCCCUGAAGGAACCUGCACAGAGCAGAAAGUCACAGUUUGUUUCUUCUAUCAAGAUGCAGCCACAUUCUCAAUUUCCUGUAUUUUACAGUUGUUUGGCAAAGACAGACAGAUCUCCAUGAGUUUGUGGCCAGCCUGGCCUACAGAACUAGUGCCAGGACAGCCAAACCCUGUCUUGAAAAACCAAAUACAUAAAUUAAACUGUU